This is a messenger RNA of Colletes gigas, 3474 nucleotides long. RefSeq lists its product as uncharacterized. Gene Ontology annotation, cellular component: plasma membrane. The record is from RefSeq and is a predicted model, not a curated record. Gene Ontology annotation, molecular function: olfactory receptor activity; odorant binding. Lineage: Eukaryota; Metazoa; Arthropoda; Insecta; Hymenoptera; Colletidae. The transcript has 12 exons. Gene Ontology annotation, biological process: detection of chemical stimulus involved in sensory perception of smell; sensory perception of smell. Bases 1 to 2607 code for a protein of 868 amino acids.
AUGGUAGAAGAAGGGUAUACAGAUUUUUCGAUCAAAUUAUCGGCUUUCUUUCUGAAGUUCGUCGGUGCGUGGAUUGUGGAAAAUGACAAAGGAGAACGUCGAAGGAAGUUCGGAUGGCGGCUUGCAGUCGGGACAACACUCGCUGGUAUUUUUAUCGGGUCGAGAGACGUGUAUUACACCCGGCAUGAUUUUAGCGCUUUUCUUUUUGCUUGGUGCAACAUCAUAACUAUUGUAAUGGUUUGGAUUAAAUUGUGUGGCAUAAUGAGAUACAAAAUGGAAUUUAUUAACUUGAUUGUGUUCAUGAGAGAACAUUUUUGGAAAAGUUCUUACGAUUACCACGAGAAAGAUAUCUUAAUCACUGUCCGGAAGACUUGUAUUAUGUUUACCAGUGUCGUUACUUUAACUGGCCACGGCGCUAUUGUGGGUUACCUAGUAACACCGCUCAUUGACAAUAUAGGACAAAAUAAAUCCGAGCGGGCACUACCAUUCAAUCUUUGGCUUGAUUUACCCUUAACGAUAUCUCCCUACUAUGAAAUAGCGUUUGUCUCGCAGAUAAUUAUAACGUAUCCUGUUUCUAUCUGCUUCUUCUGUUUCGAUAACAUGCUGUGCAUCAUAAACGUACACGCGUCUGGACAGUUUCGUAUACUUCAAUAUAGGUUAACAAACCUAUAUCGAACAGAUGACGAUAUGAUGGCUCAAAAUGGGAAUACGUCUCUAACGAAUUAUAUGAAUAAAUCUUAUGAAAAAAUGAAGGCUUGCAUUCAACAACACCAGAUGCUCAUCGAUUAUUGUCUCAAGAUUGAGAAUGUGUUUACGGUAACCAUACUUGCUCAAGUGUUAAUCUUCAGUGUGCUAAUAUGCCUCUUCGGAUAUCAAGUACUUAUGAUGAAUUCAAGCCUAGCGAAACGUAGCAUUUUCGUAUUCCUCAUAAUUGGUAGCAUGGUCUUGCUGUUUAUGUUCACAUAUAGUUGUCACAUUUUGAUGGAACAAAGUGACAACAUCGGUACAGCAGCAUAUUCGGCACUUUGGGCACAUACGCCAAUGCAAGGAAAGGGGAAAUCGUUGCGGCACUGCCUGAUGAUGAUCAUUAUACGAUCGCAAAAAGUUUGUUGCUUAACGGCGAAUGGAUUUUUCCCGAUAUCUCUGGAAACUUAUUCUACGGUUAUGAGUACUGCGGUGUCGUACUUCAUGUUACUGAGUCAAAGCUCCAUCCAAUGCAAAGUGAGGUGCAUAGGACGAAUAGGCGCCUGGCACGUAAAUCUUGGGCAAAGUAAGGUAGUCGAGAGAUCAAAAUCAUGUAACGUGAAAUUAGUAAUUUUUUAUACCUAUAACGAUCGAUCUCAAGAUCCUUGUACAAGUUCAAAAUCAUCGAAGCACCGGUACUCGAAAUUCGCGAUGUCUUCGAAACAGAGUAAAGACCUUUCGCUCAUUGCAACGUCGUUUUAUAUGAAAGUGAUCGGGAUUUGGUCAGCAAAAGAUAACGCCGAGAAACGUCGGAGGAACAUCGCCUUUAUUUACACAAUCUGGGUUGUAUCUUUCUCCAUCUGGAUCAUAGGGUCGCAGUUUUACUAUGCUUCGGGAGAAUUCAGUGAACGCAUUUACGCCAUGAACAACCUCGUGACUCUACUUACGGUAUUGUUCAAGAUAUUUAUCUUAUUCACGCACAAACAGAAAUUUCUCGAGUUGAUUUUGUACUCGAAGAAGAAUUUUUGGCAUUCGAAUUACGAUCCCUAUGAGAAAACAAUUGUGGACAAUUGCAAGCAUAUCUGUACUUAUCUCAUUUGUAUCUUCUCUUUCUUUGCGCAAGGCACAGCUAUUAGUUAUGCAGUUGGGCCCAUUAUUGCAAAUAUUGGAAAAAAUGACUCUGACAGGAUACUUCCUUUUACAAUAUAUCUUGACUUGCCAUUGUCCACAACACCGUAUUUCGAGAUGACGUUCGCACUCCAGGUUGCGACUGUAUACCAUAUCGGGGUAGGUUAUCUUUGCCUGGAUAACUUCCUGUGUGUCUUGAAUCUACACAUAGCUAGUCAGUUUCGUAUAUUACAAUACAGGAUGGAAAACCUAAAUACAAUGAAAGGGGAAACGAAGCUGACAGAAGCUCCGUUUGAGAAUCCUUCGUAUCAGGCAGACAAAUAUCUCGAAGUGUUUAAAGUGUACGUUAAACAACAUCAGGAGCUUAUAGAAUACUGCAAUAAAGUCCAAGAAGUAUUCACUGCAGUCGUGCUGGGACAAGUGAUAAUCUUUAGUUUGUUAAUAUGCCUUGAUGGAUAUCUCGUUCUUUUGGCUGAUGCUAGUCUAGGAAGGCGUCUAAUUUUCACAUUUCACAUAACGGGCUGCAUGUGCCAGCUGUUGAUGUUCACCUACAGCUGUGACUGUUUGAUACAGGAAAGUUCACAAAUAGCUGCAGCUGUCUACGCAGCACCGUGGACACAGUUGCCUAUGAACAAAGAUGGAAGUGCGCUACGAAAGGACUUAAUACUUGUCAUGAUGAGAUCUAGAGUUCCUUGUUGCCUAAAUGCUAGUGGAUUCUUUGUUGUGUCCCUCGAAACGUAUACUACGGUUUUAAGUACCGCAGCGUCAUACUUCACACUUUUAAGGCAAUACUAAAAUAGCGAGGUGCAUAUGUGGAAUAAUUAAUAAUGUUUUAUCGUACACUUUUUACUUGAAAUACGGAACGUAUUAAAAAAUUACAGUUGGAUGUAUAACGAUUAUUGUCUGAUACUGAGAUCGUACUUUGAAUAGAGAAUAAUACAUAUGUGAGACCAUGUUGUAGGUUUAUCUUUGGUACGAAAUGUAAAUAUACCUUGACCUACAACAUAUGGAUAACAAGGUAAACAUAUCAUAUUAUUAAUAUGUUAGUUUUAGUAACUAUGCAGUUUGUUAAUAUGGGAUAAAAAGUGUUGUUCUAGUACACUUUGUUAUAUUUAAAGUAGCAGAAUAAUCCCUAGUACUAUGUAACAUUUAAUAACGAUGACUUAUUUGGACUUUCUUAUUUUGUAUUAGUUAAAAAUAGCUAAAAUAAGUAAUAAAUUGCACCAUCCACGUUUUCAAACACCAACUCACGCAGAAGUACGUAACAAAAUUCUGUAUAUUAGAUUUGUACAAAGUAGAAGGAAUAACACUGUUGUGAGAUUCGUUAAAUAUAAACGAUAAGCUGCACCCUAAACGUGCGACGGGAAGAUGAACCAGACUGGAAUCAAGCACUUGCGAGAAAAUAGUAGGAAUUAGAAAACCUCUAUCGGUGACCAGUGAAAACAAUUAAAAAUUGUCCGAAUAAGGUACUGUUUUAACUCAUUUUCAUUGAAAGAAACUCGCAAAUCGAUUAAUUUCACUCUCGGUAGCAUAGAAAGAAAGAUACGACAACUUGUAGUUUUCGCUGUAUAUAUGUAAACACUCGUUAGGUUAAAAUAAAACUCACACCUCGGAUAAAUAAUUUUCAGAUGCAUCUUAUUUUCGUAGGCCUUCUUAACUGUU